GUUCCCGGGGCCUGGUCGGGCUGUGAGCGGGUCCAUGGGCCGAGUCCUGCCGCGCUGCAGGGGGGUAGCGAUGGCCCUGGCGCUGCGCCUGCUGCUACUGGGGGCUGUAGCCCUGCGGGGGGGGCCACUCCCGCCUGCACUCCAGGCGCAUAUUGGACACGGUGGUGUCGGAGCCUGGCCUGGGGCGGCCCUGGUACAGCCGUGUUGUGUACGUGGACGAUCAGGUCAUCUACGUCUACACCAGCGAGAUGCAGAGGGCAGAGCCCCGCCCAGUGUGGAUGGCACAGAACGAGGGUCCGGAGUUCUGGGAUGAGAUGACCUGGUGGGCACAGCGCCACCAGAAAUGGUUCAGAGCGAGUCUGAACACCCUGGGUCAGCUCUACAAUCAGAGCAAGGGGUUUCACAUUAUCCAGGUGAUAAGCGGCUGUGAUCUCCGGGAAGACAACGUCAUUCAGGGGUUUUACCAAGAUUCAUAUGAUGGACGAGACUUUCUUACUUUGGAUAAGGAGACCAUGACUUGGGUAGCAGCAGAUAUUGGGGCUCAGAUCACCAAGAGGAGAUGGGAUGCUGAAGUAUUGGACAACCAGCAGUGGAAACGCUACCUGGAGGAGGAUUGUAUUUCCUGGCUAAGGAGUUCUCUAGAGUACGGAAAUGAGACUCUGCAGAGGAAAGUGCGCCCAACAGCUAGAGUGAAUGACAGGUCAUCUCAUGACGGCCUCACCACCCUCUCCUGUAAGGUCAGUGGGUUCUACCCCCGGGACAUCACCGUGACCUGGCUGAAAAAUGGGGAGAGCAGACAGCAAGAGACCUACUCUGAAGGCAUCCUACCCAAUGGGGACGGGACCUACCAGACCUGGGUGACAAUGGAGAUUGAUCCCAAGAUCAAAGCCCAUUAUUCAUGUCACGUGGCGCAUGAAAGCCUGUUAGAGCCACUCUCUGUCUCCUGGGAACCAAAUAACAAUCUGAUUUACAUUGUGGCUGGAGUUAUCACUGCAGUUGUCCUGAUUGGUGUUAUAAUUGGAGUAGUCAUCUGGAAAAAGAAACGCCAGGGAGGAAGGGAGACGGCUACACUGUAGCUCAGGCAAAUGACCAAGGAUCUAGUGGCUCUGACGUAUCUGCCAAGGCUUAACAGAGCCUGUUGGAGUCUGUGCCACAACCUGAGGGGAUUCCAGAGAGGAAGAUUGAUGAGCUCUGCUCUGUCUCCCUUCAAGAACCAAUCAACCUCUCCCUAGCUUUUCUCUGGCACUUGGAGUGUCCUGUGUGGGAUUUCUGGGCUCAUCUAUCUGCUCAUU
This is a messenger RNA of Chrysemys picta bellii (western painted turtle), 1292 nucleotides long. Lineage: Eukaryota; Metazoa; Chordata; Testudines; Emydidae. The record is from RefSeq and is a predicted model, not a curated record.